AUGGCCGCCACCGCUUUAUCGCGCGUCCACUCAAGCGCCAGCGGCUACGGGGCUGUAGACACACCUCCCACGUCACCGUUGCUGCCGUCGUCUUCCGUGCUGCACCGAGACUCAUGCGAGCAUCUGUUCAAAUUCCUCGUACUCACACAAGUGUUCAUGUAUCUCGAGGCCGGCGCUGUGCCGUCACUGCUGCAGCAAUUUACGCUCACGUUCCGUCUGAGCCCACAAGAGCAGGGCCUGCUAGGUGCCAUCGUGUACAUCUCCAUCUCGCUGGCGUCACCCUGGUGUAGCACGCUCUUCCGCCGCUUCGAUCCUCGCCAGCUUCUUGGCGUCUCACUCGUGGUCAAUAACCUGGCGGUUCUCGGCCUUGCAUGUACCCCCACCUCGACCUGGUACUCCAAGUCACUACUCAUCUCAUUGCGUGGCUUUGUUGGACUCACACAAGCCUUCAGUUGCGUGUACUCACCGCUGUGGGUGCACGACUAUGCUCCCAAGGCCAAACGCGGCACCUGGAUGAGCUAUCUGCAAGGCGCCGUGCCCGUCGGCAUCACACUCGGCUACUUCGCCGGUUCAGUCACUAUCUGGUUGGCAUCACAGGGGCCAGAAGAGGCUGCGACUGCAGUGCAAAGUGUCGUGUCCGCUCUAUCCAAAGCUGCAUUGGGGAUCAAUGCGAACGCCGACAUCGUCGACGGCAUCGACGACGCCUCCAUGCGCCUUUGCCACGGAAUUUAUUGCUGGCGUUGGCCGUUUUUGACUCAAUUCGCGCUCAUUCUGCCGCUGUCUAUCUUGAUUUUUUUCGUUCCACGGGAACAUAUUCGACUUCGCUCGACUCGUCGCCGCUCUAUCGUCAUUGUGGAUGCAGAUGAGGAUGUGGAUACCGGUGAGGAGAACGCGUCGAGGUGGAGCAAUCUGUGGCUUUUGCUGCAACAUAGAGUCUACGUGUUCAUCGUCAUGGGUCUGUCUGGCUUAUUUUUCGUGGUGGCCGGUGUGCAAUUUUGGACGACGCUGUAUUUGGAGACCAACACGACGGGUUCCACGUACGAGAUCCACCUGUCAUAUCUAUUAGUAAGCGGCACAGGUCCUAUCAUGGGCGUAUUCUUCGGUGGGUGGCUUAUCGACCAAUUCGGUGGCUACUCAGGCCCAUAUCAUCAAAUGCAAGCGCUGCGAGUGUGUAUGGUGCUUGGAGGUGCCGGGUGUCUGGCGGCUUUGCCAGUGUCGUAUGUACACAACACUUUUUCCAUCGCUGUGUUCCUCUGGCUCAUGUUAUUUUGCGGAGGGAGCAUACUUCCUGCUUGCUCUGGAAUCGUCAUCUCAGCAGCUCCGCCACGGUUGCGUCCACUGGCUUCUUCUGUUGCAUACGCCAGCUACAACCUCUUCGGAUAUGCAGCAUCGAACUACAUUCCCGGUUUCAUAAUGAAUUUCAUCAUCGACCCCAGUGCCGACGCAGACGCAGAUCCAAGUGAUCUUGGCAAUGUUGGAUCAUGCAACGCUGCGUGCACUUACCGUAUCGGCUUCCGUAUUGUCCUGUUUUGGAGUGUCUGGGCCUUCUUCUGUCUCACAUGCGGUGCCAUCGAGUCGGGUCGCAACUACGCAGCCACUGUGGCAGCGCACAGUAACGGUCACUGCAACGGCAACGGGAAGCAACACACGACGGCAACUACUUCGCAUCAACCGGUAUCCAAGAGUGCUGUGUAA
Molecule: messenger RNA, 1695 nt
Organism: Phytophthora infestans T30-4
Lineage: Eukaryota; Oomycota; Peronosporomycetes; Peronosporales; Peronosporaceae
Product: Major Facilitator Superfamily (MFS)
Exons: 2
Coding region: 1-1695 (564 amino acids)
Biological process (GO): transmembrane transport
Cellular component (GO): membrane
Molecular function (GO): transmembrane transporter activity
Source: RefSeq, a predicted model, not a curated record